This is a messenger RNA of Camellia sinensis, 1580 nucleotides long. Lineage: Eukaryota; Viridiplantae; Streptophyta; Magnoliopsida; Ericales; Theaceae. The record is from RefSeq and is a predicted model, not a curated record.
AUGAUUUGCAAAUUUUGUUUUUUGUGUUAAUUUUGAGUUUCCUUAGUGAUUAUUGUAAGCUUUUACUUAGGCUUGGCUGGUUCGGUACUUCAAUAACACCGAGCAUAACGAUAUUUAUCUGGAAUAUUGGUCGUUGUUGUAUCUAGUAACUAAAUGGCAUGAACUAGUCAAUUGGUUGGAUAUGUGGAAACAUGCACAUAAAUGUAAUCACAUUCUGUGAUAAGCAUGGCGAGAAAGAAUAUAACCUGUUUUGUAGUUACUUUCAGGCUACAUAACAUUGUGCAAACACUUUUCAAGUGUGUCUAGGAAAAUUUCGCUAGCGCUUCUCUUUAAUGGCGCUGGACAUUCCUCUUCAUUAAUAUUUUUUGCGACUAUUCUGGCAAUAGUUUUGCCAAGUCCAGAUAGCAAGCAAAUGAUCCAAACUUUGUAGAAAAUAGAACUGAAGUAAGCAAAUGAUCCAGACUCCAAUUUAGUCUUUACUUUUUUGUGCAAUAGUAAUAUUCUAAUUGUCUUCUUGACUAUUUUGCAUGAAUACUUGUAAAAAAUUGUGUACCCUGGGUUUGAUUCACUUCUUCAUUUCUUCAGUGCACACAUGCUUAUUCCCUGUUUGUUGUUGAGCUCAAAUGGGCUUUUGUUUUCCUUCAGACUUCAUUACUGUUCUUUUGAGUUUCUUCUGUUGGCCAUCUUACACAUUUUCCAAGAAUCGUUUUUUUUUAAUUUAAAUUUUAAUUUUUUAUAUAUUUUGCUUAGAUUAGGGCUAAUGUUGGUCUUAAUACAUCCAAUUGUCUAAAGGUGGUUCUCAGUUUUUAUCAGUUAGGCAUGGAGCUUUUUUGUCAAUCCUUAAUACCAUUUAAACAUAUAUUGUUGAUGUUACAAAUUUUGUGCACCCUGGAACCCCUCUUGAUGAUGAGGCUACACAAAGGGGCACAUUAGUCUACCUUGUUGAGCGGCGAAUUGACAUGCUUCCUAAACCUUUAAUAGAAGAUAUUUGUUCUCUUCGAGUUGAUGUGGAGAGAAUAACAUUCUCUGUUAUCUGGGAAAUGACACCUGAAGCGGAGAUUAUUUCUACAAGAUUCUCGAAAAGUGUCAUCAAGUCGUGUGCAGCAUUGUCCUAUGUAGAAGCUCAAGCCAGGAUGGAUGAUAGCCGCUUGAUGGAUCCACUAACUACAGAUUUGAGAAAUAUGAAUGUUUUAGCAAAGGUAAUGAGGCAGAGGCGUAUUGAUAGAGGAGCAUUGACUCUUGCCUCCACUGAAGUGAAAUUUCAGGUUGAUACUGAAACUCAUGACCCCCUGGAUAUUGUUAUGUCUAUCUGGGGUGACGAAAACAAUGAAGACGAUGAAGAUAUUUGGUUGUAUGACGCAAAUGAAACUAUAAAUGGUGGAUCCUUGGAUAAUGCCAAAUGCAAAUUGUUGAAUUGGGAUGGAACAAAGGUGGUGGUUGCGGAAGGCACAAUUGCAUCAACAGAUUCUAAAGCAUUGGCUAUGAAGCAUGGAUACGCCAAAAUGGAAGCCGUGGCGGUGUUGGACACGGGGACACGCCGGAGACACAUACGGGACACGACGUCUGGCGUGUCCCCUUAA